Asparagus officinalis (garden asparagus) is the source of this 2959-nucleotide messenger RNA. RefSeq names its product glutamate receptor 2.7-like. Gene Ontology annotation, cellular component: plasma membrane. The coding region runs from base 150 to 2729 and encodes 859 amino acids. NCBI's taxonomy places the organism in Eukaryota, Viridiplantae, Streptophyta, Magnoliopsida, Asparagales, Asparagaceae. Gene Ontology annotation, molecular function: glutamate-gated receptor activity. The transcript is spliced from 5 exons. The record is from RefSeq and is a predicted model, not a curated record.
CAAGUGAAGGCAAUCUCCAUCUCCUCUUGCUUCUUCUCUCUUUGAGCUUUUGGUCUCCAAAAGUUAGAGCUGCGGAUAAAUCAUUGGAUGUCGGUGUGAUUUUGGAUACGAGCUCAUGGAUUGGGAACAUAAGCUGGAGUUGCAUACCCAUGGCCUUGGAGGAUUUCUAUGUUGCAAAUCCCAAUUACACCACAAGGCUCAAUCUUCAUCUCAGGGAUUCUGGAAACACUGCAUUUGGAGCUGCAGUUGCAGCUCUUGAUCUGCUACAAAAUGUUCAAGUGCAAGCAAUCAUCGGACCACAAACAUCCACAGAGGCUAAAUUUGUCAUUGAACUUGGAGACAAAGCUCAUGUCCCCAUCAUUUCUUUCUCAGCCAAAAGCCCUUCUCUUUCACACCAGAAAAAUCCCUAUUUCAUCCGCACGGGACUUAGUGACUACAUUCAAUCAAAAGUUAUUGCAUCCAUUGUCCAAUUCUUCAAAUGGAAGGAAGUUGUUCCUUUAUUUGAAGACACAGAGUAUGGUAACGGAAUUAUACCUUAUCUUAUUGAUGCCUUACAAGAGGUUGAAGCUCAUGUCACAUAUAGGAGUUCACUACCUCUUUCAGCUACCAAGGUUCAAAUCAUGGAAGAACUAGAUAAGUUGAAAAGCAUGAGGACAAGGGUCUUUGUGGUGCACAUGACAUAUUCUUUAGGCUUGCAGCUUUUUAAACAUGCAAAAGAGGCCGGUAUGAUGGGCGAAGGUUACGUAUGGAUUGCAACAUAUGGCUUGACUGACAUCGUGGAUUUGAUGGGUUCAUCAGUGUCUCAUGAGAUGCAAGGUGUUUUGGGUGUAAAGCCCUACGUUAGAGAAAGCAAUAAGCUUAGUGAAUUCAAAUUGAGAUGGAAAAAGAAAUUCAAGCAGGUAAAUUUCGGUGCGAAAAUAUCUGAACCCACUGUUUUUGGGUUAUGGGCAUAUGAUACAGUUUGGUCGCUUGCACUCUCUGCACAGAAUGUUUAUGUGACAAAUUCCACAUUUCAAGGGCUAAAUACCACCGAUAAUGCAACUGAUUUUGCAAGACUUGGAUUAUCGUCAUCUGGCCCUCUCAUUCUGAAUCAAAUGUUAGGCACCAAAUUUGAUGGCAUAAGUGGAGAGUUUGAAUUAAUUAAUGGGCAGCUGGAGUCGAAAAGAUUUGAAAUAAUUAAUGUAGUAGAUAACGGAAAGAAAACUAUUGGAUUCUGCACUCUAGAAAAUAACACCUCUUGGAUCGUUCAUUUCAAGGAUGAUCCAGUGGACAUCAUGUGGCCUGGUGGGAAAAAGGUUGUACCAAAAGGAUGGGAGUGGCCUACAAUGGGGAGGGAGCUUCGAAUUGGGAUUCCAGUUAAACCAGGCUUUGGUGGGUUUGUACGAAUCGAAGAUGGGUCUGCUAAAGGGUAUUGCAUUGAAGUAUUUAAUGCUGUUAUGACUCAAAUGCCUUAUAAGGUAUCUUACAAGUAUAUCCCGUAUGAAGAUGCACAUGGAAACAUGAAUGGGACAUACGAUGAUCUUGUCUACGAGGUUUUUCGUCAGAAAUAUGAUGCCGUGGUUGGCGACAUAACAAUUAUAGCCAAUCGUUCUCUAUAUGUGGAUUUUACCUUGCCGUAUACAGAGUCUGGGGUAUCCAUGCUGGUCCCAAUCAAAGACAAGCGCCACAAGGGUGCAUGGACCUUCUUGGAGCCAUUAUCCACUGAUCUUUGGUUGGCAAGUGCAGCCUUCUUUAUCUUCACAGGGUUCGUGGUGUGGUUUCUUGAACAUCGUAUCAAUGAGGAAUUCAGAGGCACAAUCUCUAAUCAACUCGGCACAAUCUUCUACUUCGCUUUCUCUACUCUUGUCUUUGCUCAUAGGGAGAAGGUAUUGGGAAACCUGGCUAGGAUUGUGGUGAUAAUAUGGGUGUUCGUCGUGCUUGUGUUGCAGUCUAGCUACACUGCUAGCUUAACCUCAAAGCUUACUGUGGAACAACUUCAGCCAACUGUCGCCGACAUAAAUGAGCUUUUAAAAAAUGGGGACUCUGUUGGCUACCUGGAUGAUUCUUUCAUGCCCGGCCUCUUGAAGCAGUUAAAUUUCCAUGAGUCUAAGAUUAUACCCUACAAAUCACCUGAGGAUUAUAAUGAGGCCAUGUCGAAUGGAACAGUUGCGGCUAUUUUUGAUGAAAUACCUUAUCUCAGAGUGUUCCUCUCUAAGUAUUGUGGCAAGUAUACCAUGACUGGCCCUACGUACAAGACUGAUGGAUUUGGCUUUGCUUUCCCCAAAGGUUCACCCUUGGUUCCCGAUAUUUCAAGGGCGGUCCUAAAAGUAAUGGAAGGAGAAAUCAUGACUAAAUUCGAGAAAGAACCCUACGUUGAUGGAAACUGCUCUGACCAAGAAGACAGCACAACAACUUCAAACAGCCUGAGAAAGAUCACAUCAUUGGCGAAAGUCUAUGAUCAAAGGGAUCCUUCGAGUGUGAGAAAGAAGGAUGAAGCUGUGGACAGGCCUGCUUCAGUGGGUGAUAUUAUGCUUACACCCUGUACUAUGAGCGCGCCUCAGAGCCCAUUAAGCAUCUUAAAUCCUGGAGAUCAAGAGGGCUUUGAGACUGAUGAAGGAGAAGGAAUGGUUAUGGAUGAUGAUGAUGAUGGUGAUGCUCCGGGGACUCCUGGUAGAGAGAUAAAUAGUCAGAAUCCUGAUCCGCCUUCGUUUGCUGAGAUGUUACCUGAGAGAAAUUCAGGAUCACCAUAGUAAUUACUAGGAUCUCUUUUUUGCUUUUAAAUGUAUAGAAAUGAUAGUAAUGAAUCAUGGGGGAGAGAGUCAUGGGGGAGAGAGAUUAUCAUUUGAUGAUCGGAUUACUUAUUUGGCACUCAGUCGUAGACUCAUUGUAUAUAUCAUGUAUACCUAUCUAUGUAUGAGUAGGCAUUGCCCAAAUUUCACAUAAUACGAAUUAUUGAAGAUUAAGAAAUGUAUAUUUGUAG